UAAGAACACACCCCGCUCUCUAUAUAAAGAAUCCGCCACCUUCGUUCUCUUCUAAAACCAAACUCUUCCCUUAAUUCGCUCAAUUCCGUUCUUUUAACUCUUCUUCUGAUUCCUUGAGAUACAUUCUCCCACUAAUUUCGGGAAAUGGCACCAAAGGCAGAGAAAAAGCCAGCGGAGAAGAAACCGGCCACGGCAGAGAAGAAGCCGCCCAAGGUAGAGAAGAAGAUUGCGAAAGAAGGCGGCGCCUCCGAUGGCAAGAAGAAGAAGAAGAUCAAGAAGAGUAGCGAGACUUACAAGAUAUACAUAUUCAAGGUUUUGAAACAGGUGCAUCCAGAUAUUGGAAUAUCGAGCAAAGCUAUGGGGAUUAUGAACAGUUUCAUCAAUGAUAUCUUCGAGAAGCUCGCGAUGGAAUCGUCGCGGCUGGCACGGUACAAUAAGAAGCCGACGAUUACAUCGCGAGAGAUUCAGACUGCGGUGAGGCUGGUUUUGCCUGGUGAGUUGGCCAAGCACGCCGUUUCCGAGGGUACGAAGGCGGUGACUAAAUUCACUAGUUCAUAGAAUAAUUAUCAUUUUAUUAUGGUCUAUUGUUGAUUGGAGAGAUUUAUGACAUUGUUAUGGAGAUAUUAGGUUAGAUUUGUGAAAGGAAACAUAAUGGAUUUAGGGAUCUCAAUGGAAUUUACUGAUGCUUUUGCUUGAAA
Molecule: messenger RNA, 698 nt
Organism: Sesamum indicum (sesame)
Lineage: Eukaryota; Viridiplantae; Streptophyta; Magnoliopsida; Lamiales; Pedaliaceae
Product: histone H2B.9
Cellular component (GO): nucleosome
Molecular function (GO): protein heterodimerization activity; structural constituent of chromatin; DNA binding
Source: RefSeq, a predicted model, not a curated record